GCUGGACAUACAGCCCACUUCGGCGCAGUGUGCCAUCCUUCAUGCAGCAUCCACCCAUUCACAUUUAGCUGCCCGCCGUCUCGGUUUGUCUCUAUACAGGGGCCCAGCAUCACACCGAGUGCGCAGCAGAGGCGACGUCCCGGGGAUCCAUUCAUUCAUGCGGAUGCCUUGUCAAAUUGAAAGGACGAUGUUGGGUUUCGCUCUGCUGACCCUGAGUCUAACGGCGCCUAUUCAUGGCAUCCUCCCUGAAAUUGUGAAUUCAGAAAUCAAUCAGAUAAUCGAGGACAAUGUGGCUCAAGGACACGCUACAUUAAACGACAUGUUCGUGGAGGUUGAGCAGCUGAUGGAAGACACGCAGCAGAAACUGGAGGACGCCGUGCACCAGAUGGACAAUGAGAGUGCCAGAUCAAGCUUGCACCCAAGUAACCUUCCCUCUCACUCCAACAAUGAUAGCAGUUCUGCUGGAAGUAGUUCUGCAGAGAGUGCUGCGAGAAAUCGGUCCAUCCAAACUACAGAGACAGUGGACAAGGACCAGGAAAACAGAACCACCCUCCAGUCAAGUGAAGAGCAAAACAACAUCAACCAUGAGUGUAUCAUUGAUGAUGACUGUCAGAAGGGCAGAUACUGCCUCUAUGAGACUCACCAGUCUAAGUGUCUACCCUGCAAGGCCCUGGAUGUGCCCUGCACCAAGGACGAGGAGUGCUGUGCAGGGCAGCUGUGUGUGUGGGGUCAGUGCAGCCAGAACAACACCAAGGGAGAGGCAGGCAGUAUUUGCCAACACCAGAGUGACUGCAGCCCCGAUCUCUGCUGUGCUUUUCAUAAAGCCCUGCUCUUCCCUGUGUGCCUGGCCAAACCCAUUGAGCGAGAGCGCUGUUAUGCCUCCUCCAACCACUUGAUGGAGCUACUGUCCUGGGACAUGGAAGGAGAGGGGCCCAGGGAGCACUGCCCCUGCUCUGGGGACCUCCAGUGCCAGCCCCUUGGGCGAGGUUCCAUGUGUCUUAAAGGCCAGAACUCGAGUGAAGAGGACCUAACGGACACCCUUUAUUCAGAGAUUGACUACAUAGUCUAGGAUUUACCAAGCGGCUCCGUUCCAAAUGGCUUGUAGACAAUCAGACGGCAGGCUCUCCAGCAGCUGUCUCGUAUGCUGGGGCCUCCCUGCUCCAAACGCCUCGGCAGUAACAUCUACUUGCAGAAAACCUGGAGAAUUGCUUAUCUAGUGCCUUGCAAAGGGUAGCGUAUCCAUUCUGCUAGACGUUAACCAAAUUGUUGAGUAGCAUGUAACACUUUGGUUGUACCUGAGUGAUGACUGAGUUUAGUUGCUUUAUCAAAUGCAUUUAGACACUUCUUGGAUUCCACAGUACAAUGGUUGGAAUGAGUCUUUUGCCCCCUGAACCCUUGCAGGUGACUUGUCUUUCCCUAAACUGCUUCUCAUUGAUAGUUAUUGAUAUCAGGCCAAUAAUAUAAUCCUUCUGCAUUUGACCAGAGAAUCCAUGCAAUCCACUGCAAGCAAUGGCUAAUCCUCCUGGUUAUAUUGCUGAUGUGAUGGUGUAACCCAAUACGACAUGAAAAGUUGAAUGUGAAAAACUCCAGACGUGGUCAAUGUGAAAAGCUCAUCAGGGACACUUGUUACCAUAUUCAUGCAGCUUUCACAGCCUUUGCAAUAAAAUAUUAAUAAAGGACACUCA
Osmerus eperlanus (European smelt) is the source of this 1685-nucleotide messenger RNA. It is a transcript of the gene dkk3a, whose product is annotated as dickkopf WNT signaling pathway inhibitor 3a. The record is from RefSeq and is a predicted model, not a curated record. Gene Ontology annotation, molecular function: co-receptor binding; receptor antagonist activity. Gene Ontology annotation, biological process: multicellular organism development; negative regulation of canonical Wnt signaling pathway. The transcript is spliced from 8 exons. Gene Ontology annotation, cellular component: extracellular region. Bases 158 to 1069 code for a protein of 303 amino acids. Lineage: Eukaryota; Metazoa; Chordata; Actinopteri; Osmeriformes; Osmeridae.